AUGGUUUUGACAAGAAAAGUGAACAAAGUUCUUCGAAUUCGGGUAGAUGAAAGAGAAGGUUUUCUGCAGAAGGAGAGGAUAUUAGUGGAUGAAAAGGUUGAAAUCGUGAUGGCAUUGGAGGACGAGUUCGGGUUCGAAAUUCAACUUCAGGACUCCGACAAGCUCAAAUCCAUUCGCGAUGCAUUCAAGUACAUCUGCGAAAGAGAAGAUGUCUACGAGUAG
This is a messenger RNA of Caenorhabditis remanei, 222 nucleotides long. RefSeq lists its product as uncharacterized. Gene Ontology annotation, biological process: fatty acid biosynthetic process. Bases 1 to 222 code for a protein of 73 amino acids. Gene Ontology annotation, cellular component: mitochondrion. The transcript is spliced from 2 exons. NCBI's taxonomy places the organism in Eukaryota, Metazoa, Nematoda, Chromadorea, Rhabditida, Rhabditidae. The record is from RefSeq and is a predicted model, not a curated record. Gene Ontology annotation, molecular function: acyl carrier activity; acyl binding.